This is a messenger RNA of Funneliformis caledonium, 830 nucleotides long. The record is from the annotation of a GenBank genome assembly. Lineage: Eukaryota; Fungi; Glomeromycota; Glomeromycetes; Glomerales; Glomeraceae.
AUUAUAAUGUAAUCAAGUUAGCAUUACAACGUAAACAUGCAGUUACAAAAAGACUUGAUCCAGUUUAUCAUUUAGGAUUAAAGGAAUUAUGGAAUCAAGUCCGAAUAAAAAAUAUUUCUAAAGAAAAAAGAAACAAGUAUAUGGAUGAAUUAUUUGAAUUAAUUAAAGGUAAAAUACCUGAAAUAUUAUUUAAAAUUGAUACUUCACGUAUUAUACAAACCGUACUUAAGUAUGGUACAGAAGAACAACAAAAAAUUAUUAUUGACGAGUUGGAAGGAAGAUGGUUAGAAGCUUCAAAAAAUGUUUAUGCUAAAUUUGUUAUUUGUAAAGUUUUGAAGUAUUGCCCUAAACACAGGUAUAAAAUUAUAUCAGAAUUUAAAGGUAAUAUUUCAAAAUUGAUGCAACAUACCGAAGCUCGUAGUGUAAUUCUAGAAGCUUAUGAAUUACUUAAUGCAAAACAAAGAUCCUCUUUAAUCCAAGAAUUUUAUGGGAAAGAAUUUUCCUUAUUCAAGGAAACACAAGGAUUAAGCAUUGAGGAACUCGUAAAAGAAAAUCCCUCGAAUAAAGACAGAGUUCUUGAAAACCUUUCAAGAGAGAUAGAGGCAAUAAUGAAAAAACCAGGGUUAAUUGGAUAUAUUAUACCACAACGUAUUAUGUUAGAUUAUUUUACUCAUGCUAAUGAAAAUAAGAUUCGUGAAAAAGUUGCUUUAAUUGGAGAACACGUACAUGAAUUUUUACAUACGCGUGAAGGGUCUCGUGUAGCAAUGAUGUGUUUUUCUUAUGGCACCGUAAAAGAUAGGAAAACUAUGUUGAAAGCCAUGAAAGAUUAU